This is a messenger RNA of Thamnophis elegans (Western terrestrial garter snake), 3533 nucleotides long. RefSeq names its product exocyst complex component 3 (gene EXOC3). The record is from RefSeq and is a predicted model, not a curated record. Lineage: Eukaryota; Metazoa; Chordata; Lepidosauria; Squamata; Natricidae. The transcript has 13 exons. Gene Ontology annotation, cellular component: exocyst. Gene Ontology annotation, biological process: exocytosis; exocyst localization. The coding region runs from base 143 to 2380 and encodes 745 amino acids. Gene Ontology annotation, molecular function: SNARE binding.
AGGACUGAGGCGCAAGCGCACUUCAAUUGUCUUUCAGAGGGUUCCGGGAGUUAAUAGUGAUCCGGGUGAGCCAAAUACGAGCUUUCGGAGGUUGCUUUCAUUUGAUUCUCGCUGUUUUUAUUUGACAGGGCUUUGCUGUAAGAUGGAGGAGACUGACAGGGAAGCAGUUGCAACAGCUGUACAAAGGGUAGCAGGGAUGCUUCAACGACCAGACCAGUUAGAUAAAGUAGAACAAUAUCGCAGAAGAGAAGGCCGUAAGAAAGCUUCAGUAGAAGCACGACUGAAGGCUGCAAUUCAGUCACAACUUGAUGGUGUUCGAACUGGUUUAAGCCAGCUGCACACUGCAUUGCAUGAUGUCAAGGACAUACAGCACUCUUUAGUUGAUGUCAAUAAAGAUUGGCGGCAGAGUAUCAACACCAUAGAAAAUCUCAAAGAUGUUAAAGAUGCUGUAGUUCAACAUAGUCAGCUGGCAGCUGCUGUAGAAAACCUCAAAAAUAUAUUCUCAGUUCCAGAGAUAGUCCAGGAGACUCAAGACUUGAUUGAGCAAGGACAAUUAUUGCAAGCCCAUCGAAAAUUGAUGGAUUUGGAGUGCUCCCGAGAUGAUCUUAUGUAUGAACAGUACCGCAUGGAUAGCAAGAAUACCCAUGAUAUGAACCUAAUUGAUACUUAUUUUGGAGAUAUGCAAAAACUUUCUGAAGAACUGGCUAAGCAACUCUGGAUGGUCAUUCAAAGGUCUCUAGGCACUGUCCGUAGAGAUCCAACCUUGCUUGUUUCAGUUGUAAGAAUAAUUGAGAGAGAAGAAAAGAUAGAUCGGCGUAUGUUAGAUCGGAAAAAGCAAACUGGAUUCAUCCCCCCUGGAAGACCUAAAAAGUGGAAAGAAAAAAUGUUUAAAGCCCUGGAUCGAACUGUUGUUACCAGGAUUGAAGGCACUCAAGCAGACACCCGAGAGUCUGACAAAAUGUGGCUUGUUCGCCAUCUGGAAAUAAUUCGUAAAUACGUUCUUGAUGAUCUGUUGGUGGCUAAAAAUCUUAUGGAUCAAUGUUUUCCCCCACAUUAUGACAUUUUCAAGAGAUUACUAUGUAUGUAUCACCAGGCAUUGUCUUUACGCAUGCAGGACCUGGCUUCAGAAGAUUUAGAGGCAAAUGAAAUUGUCAGCCUUUUGACUUGGGUUUUAAAUACAUAUAAAAGUGAAGAAAUGAUGGGAAAUUUGGAACUGGCACCAGAACUGGAGGUAAAUUUCCUGCAACCUCUUCUUUCUCAGGAGGUCGUGAAUGAACUUCUCAGCACAUAUAUGUCAACUCUUACGUCCAACAUUAUAGGCUGGCUAAGAAAAGCACUGGAGACAGAUAAAAAAGACUGGCUAAAAGAAAAUGAACCAGAAGCAGAUCAGGAUGGAUAUUAUCAAACAACACUCCCAGCUAUUGUAUUUCAGAUGUUUGAACAGAAUCUUCAGGUGGCUACUCAGAUAAGUGAAGAUUUAAAAAUAAAAGUCCUGCAUUUGUGCCUUCAACAAAUGAGUUCCUUUCUUAACAGGUAUAAAGAGGAAGCACAUUUAUAUAAAGAAGAGCAUUUAAGAAAUCGUCAGUAUCAUCCAUGCUAUGUUCAAUACAUGGUUGCUAUCAUCAACAACUGUCAGACUUUUAAGGAGUCGAUCAUCAGUUUGAAGAAGAAAUAUUUGCCCCCUAUGAUGGAAGAGAUGCUGAUAAGCAGUCAUGCAUGUAUUGAUGCAGUUUUAGAUGAAAUUGCAAAAGAAGGAUGCUCAAGCCUGCUAGAUGAAGUCUUCAUUGAUUUAGAGCCCCAUCUUAGUGAACUGAUGACCAAAAAAUGGCUUGGUGCAUCCAAUGCUGUGGAUACAAUCUGUGUAACUGUUGAAGAUUAUUUUAAUGAUUUUGCAAGAAUAAAGAAACCCUGUAAGAAGAAAAUGACUGUUGAGUGCCAUCGUAGAGUUGUUAUGGAAUAUAUCAAGGCUAUAAUGUUAAAGCGUAUUACUUUUAAAAAUGCAGAAGAAAGAAAAGAAGGUGCUGAAAGGAUGAACAGGGAAGCCAAACAGUUCAGGUUUCUAUUUAAAAAACUUGCAGCAGGAUCUGGAGAAGACACAGAGGGGCUUUGUGAUGUCAUUGAAGCUAUUGCAGAAGUUUUCAAGCUAACUGAUCCUUCACUACUUUAUUUAGAAAUCUCAACUUUAGUUAGCAAACAUCCUGAUAUCAGAGAUGAUCAUAUUGCGGCUUUAUUAACAAUGAGAGGAGAUGCCAGUAGAGAGAUGAAGCAGACGAUCAUUGAAACUUUGGACAAAGGCCCAAGCCAGCCAAAUCCAAACUAUGUGCCACUUUUUAAAGAAAUUAUAGUUCCAACACUAACUGUUCCAAAGCUUCUUAAGUAAUAACAAUAAUUCUGUAACACUUUUCAUGUCAAAAUUUGCAAUGUUUUAGCUUACAAUGCAUAUAAAGAAAAUAUGAAUUUCUUGCAAAGCUUUUUUUCUCCUAUGUUAACACUUGUAACAAGAUAUAAGAAUAUCUAAUUCAAUCACUGAAAAAAUAUAUAAUAUAAUGUCCAAUAAUGUUUUAGAAUUGCAUUUUUAUCAUUAUUAGCGAAUCCCUCCUCACUUGCAUUUUUGUGUGUAUUUCAGGAAAAAUAAGGAGUCGACUUACGUCUGAUUUGGAUAAAAAAUUGAAAGCAGAAAUAUUUGUGGGUACAUAAAUUAUCAUUAGGAUUGAAAAAAGAUUUUGUUAGGUGUUUGCUUAAUAAAUGAAUAGCACUGGUGUUGCAUUUUUGAAUUGUGCGCAGAUUAUUUGGGUGUCCUUUUGUGAAACAUUUAAAUACUUAUUACAAAAAUUUCUGUAAAGAAAGGAGAAAUGAACAGAAGAGUGCAAAACUGUAAUACAGAUAAUCCUUGUUUAGCAAUCACAAUUUGGUCCAGAAAUUCAAUGAUUAGGCAUAACAGUUGCUAAGUGAAAAUUACAUGACCAUGACUGUACUUACUAUUUUACUUCAAUUUUCCUUUGCUUGCUACUUCCUUCAGUUGAACAGAGGUACUUUUUAUUUCAGAUCUUAGUAUGAGGUAAAUAAGCAAGUAAAAGUAAGGGGAGAGAGAUAACUGCAAAAGGCUGUGAAUACAACUUUGGUCCCCAAAUUCUCUUUUUACUAUUGUAAAUUAAGCAAAUCAAGUGAAGACUACAUAUAAUUAUAAAUAUUAUGCUAUUGUUUAGAAUUAGAGGGGACAAUUUAGGAUAUCAAUCCAAAAUCUUGCUCAAUUUUCCCCCCCAAUCAAUUUCCACUCAGUUUCUGCUUCAACAUACGGUAUCCAGCAAAGGGAAGCAUACUACCUGUUUAGAUAGUUUGUAAUGGACGAACUGCUCUUACUAAAAUGACACUCAUUGUGGGGAUAGGCAGUCCCCAAAUUCAAGAUUAGAUAUAAACUAUGGAAACUGGAAUACUAUAACUUGUGUAAUAAAAAUGAGUAGCAAUCUGGACAAUAUAUGUAUUUUCUCUCUCUUCACCCUCAUUUUUACCAAGAAAUAAAAUAGUUGAAUUAA